Molecule: messenger RNA, 3530 nt
Organism: Vitrella brassicaformis
Lineage: Eukaryota; Vitrellaceae
Source: the annotation of a GenBank genome assembly
UCAUAGUCCCACCUUGGGCUUUGUCUCGCCGUGUUGGGCUAUGGCGUCGAUUUUGGCCUGUAUGUCGCGUAUCUCCCUCACCGACAUGCCCCCAAUAACCACACACACAACCACAUCCGCGCUGGCCGGCACGAACCGACCCGCCUGGGUGGCGCCUCGCAGACCAGUGGCAGCAAACAGACCCCUGUAACACAACACAACUCGGAAGGAUUGAUCGUGUGAAGGCAGGAAGAUUUCCUCUGUGUGUGUGUGUGUGUGUGUGUGUGUGGUGACCUGGCUGCGAACGAGACGAGGUCGCCCAGGGAAGCCCCUUCCACAGGAAUGAUGUCGCAGGGGGCGCCACUGGCCUGGUGGGGCCGGAGCACCUCGUCCACCACACGACACAGCCACAGCUCGUCAGCAUGGUGAGACGGUGACCCCUCUGACUCGAUAAACACUUUCCUGAUAGAUCCAUCCAUCCAUCCACACGUGAGCACUUCCGUCGUUUUUCGUGUGGUAUCUAUCGUGCAUUAGACGUGCCUGAGUUUGGUCUGGAGCAGCUCCCUGGCAUCACGGACGGCACUGAGGCGGCCCUCCAGAAAGUCGCGCACAUCGGCUGCACACUCACGCACAAUCCAUCCAUCCAUCCAUCAAAAGGGAUUCACCUCAUCCCUUGCUCAUCUCCUGACUGACCUUGUGAGCGCGCUGCUUUGGUGGCGACGUGGUUGACGAUCCAGUCCGAGAUGCUAACUGAGUCGGGGUCCUUGAUGCCCCAGACAUCAGGGCCCCUCCUGGACGCCAGUGCAGUCAUCAGACACGCCAGCGAAUCGAACACAAAGGCCGCAUCAGCCUCCCCAACGUCAGGCUGCGCACCUGACCGACCAAAGGAACACACAACACAAGAUGGAUCGGGAGAAUGGCUGGGUGCUGCUUGUCUGUUGGCCUGCUUACGUGCCAGUGCCGCUGCGGUGUAGGAGCCACCGAGAAUCGCAUCCACCACCUGAGCGGGAGGGAACAGACGACGAGGCAACAUGCACACACAGCCAAUGAAUGCCCCCCCAGCGUGCCUGCCUGCCUCUCAUUGCACAUACAUACAUACGUGUGAGAGCAGGUCUCCCUCCAGAUACACCGGGAGAUACACAUCCAGCAGUAAAAGGUCAAACAGCACACGGAACACCUGCAGUGCACCGCACACACCAAACACACACACACACACACAGACAGUCUGUCUGCAUUCAUUGUCCAUCCGUCCACCCUUCAGGGCUCGCUCACCUUGCCCAGCCGUGUGUGUCGCGUGGCCUUCCUGUGUGAGAGCGCCUCCGCCAAGGAAGCCAUAGGCUUGCUUCCCCCGCUCCCCCCUCCCCCCUUAUCGACACCCACACCCACGCCCACGCCCACACCCGCCCCAGCCUCCCCAUUGAUGCACGCAGACACCUCAUCCAGAAUGGUCGCCAGGUCCUCGUAGUCGUCGCCAUUCCUCCCGCCCUUGAGUGAGAGUUUCUUAAGGAGGGCGGUGAGCAGGUCGCGCAUCGACGGCUGCACUUGCAGCAGGUCGGGGCGAAUGCUGAUGGAUGGAUGGAUCGAUGGAUGGGACACAAGAGACAGAGUUGCGGGCUCUCUUGUUUGUUUGUUUGUUUGUUUGUUUGUGAGUCGUACCUGAGCAGCUGUUGUAUAGCAGCAGAUGCGUCGCUGGCUCCGACAGGCUUCUGCCACGACCACAGAUCACAUGACGCUUUCCCGCCACGCAUCCCUGCCAGCCGACAGAUGCCCUUCCGCCACCCUCUCGGCUCUGGUGCAUCCUCGCCCACACCACCACCACCACCCUCACAAGCAGCGGCAGCAGCAACCGGCUCCUCUGUCGGUGGGGCGGCCUGCUGUUGGACGGUGGGGUCUGUGUCCUCCAUGUCCAUGUCGAGAUCGAAAUCCCAUCCGCCGCCCGGCGCCUCGCUGGACGGCUGGUGCUGGGGGCUGCUUUCGUCAGACGGCACGUAUUCUGCUGGCGGCUUGAGCGCACCGGCCAAUGCGGCACAGUUGCGGAACACCUUGCCGAACUGACAGAGAGGAAAGGAGAGAGAGAGAGAGAGCGAGUGCUGCUUUGGCGUGUGGGAGGGGAGGGCUGUUGGCUUUGUUUGUCUCACUACCGCGUCAUGCGAGGUGGCUGGUGUGCCUUUCUCGGCCCAUCGCAGAGCGUUCUCCAUCAUGCAGUCCCUCACCGGCUCGCAAGGCGUCGACAGAUCAAGCGUCUGUAGCGAGCAAGCCAGCAGACACAGACAGCAGCAGGACAGACAGUCCACACACGUCAGUCAGUCAGUCACCACACAGCAGGCAUCCCAUCCGCUCACCCGAUCGAUGAGGACGACAGCCACCUCCUGGCCCCAGCCCUUUGCUGCCGCGGCGUGUGAGAGCCUGUCCACCACACACCGGCCGACCAUGGCUGCCGACUCUCCUAGAGCAAAGACGCGGGGCGGCUGGCCGCCCGACAGGUCCUCUGCGUGGCUGACGAUGGAAGCAGCCAGAUGGCUGAACGACUCCUGCGGACAGACAUACAGAGAGGGAAGUGUAUGCAGCUUAGGUGGCCCUCCCGACCCACCCUUAGUGCCCGAGGGAGGGAGUCGACGGCCAUGUCGCUGAGGGUGAUGCUCACAUGCCCCACAUGACCACCGCCACCUCCUCCUCGCAGAUGGCUCCGCUCACUGCAUCCCAUGCAUUCAGUGAGUGGAGACAGACAGACAGACAGACAGACAGACAGAUGCCCAUCCAUCCAUCCAGCUCGCGUCACGUCAUACACACAUUUCGACUUGCUUCUGUAUCCUGGCGAUGUCGUCAGCCAGCAGAGGCAACAGACCACUGCUGCCUGAACACACACAUGGCGGAAUGGAAUGGUCUGUGACUACCCAUGAUCUCGAUGGAUGCUCACCGUGCAUCACUUUGAAGCUCGGCGUCAGCACAAUGGGCGGCACGCGACAGGGCAUGAUGGUGAUGUGGAUGGACGAUCGGCUGCUCCGAUUGCGGGUCGCCGUAGACAGCAGUUUCUCCCUCAGCCCAUCGAAGCUGAAGGCGGCCCUGCCCACACACGUCGUCAUGUGCUGGAUGUGCUCGCUCUCCUGACACACCGCCGCCAACACACACACACACAAGGCCCUAAGAUCCUUCUAUCGCCCAUUGUGUGAGCAUACCGUGAAGUGCGACAGCACAGUGAUGGCCGUGCACUCCUCCACACACGCCAGCGCCUCAAGUGACCUCUGCAAAGGCUGCACGAAGCCGCUGACGACACACACGACGGAGCCCCGCCACACACGCACCAUGCUGGAACGAGAGAGGGAGGGAAUGCACUUGGGCUCAUCCGGCAGAAGGAACGUUGCCGCAAGCGGGACGGCGGUGCCAUCGGCAGACGAGAGGAAUGGGUGGAGGCCGAGGGAUGCAUCGCGGUCCAUGAGCAGCACGGCGCCGUCAGCUGAUGCCUUGUGGCUUCGCAGCCAAUGAACAACGUCACUCGGCGCCUUUGAAAUGGGAGAUGACUCGAAGAGGUCUGACAGCCGCCGAGAUGACAU